AUGUCUACUACCUUGAUGAGAAUGCUUGGAAUGCUUUGUUACAAUCUUCAGCAAAAACUACCAGAAGCAUUAAAAAAAAAAACUAAAAAACAAACUUUAUCUACAAAUCUUAUAAAUAUUCCUGAUGUUGAAAAUCCUAAUAUCGAUCUUCUUUUUGAGGAAAAAGAAUUUGAAAAGCCAUUAGAAUUUGAUGUUGAAGCGAUAAGUAUUGAUAUAAAGGAUAAAUUAAUAAUAGAAGAGUUUUUUGAUAUAGAUGCUUUUGAACAAAGUCAAAAUAUUAGUGCUGAAAGUUCAGAUACUCAUCUUCAAAAUGCUGCUGUCAGUACUAAAGAUUGGUCGAUUAAUGAUAUUUUUUAA
This is a messenger RNA of Racocetra fulgida, 357 nucleotides long. The record is from the annotation of a GenBank genome assembly. Lineage: Eukaryota; Fungi; Glomeromycota; Glomeromycetes; Diversisporales; Gigasporaceae.